Molecule: messenger RNA, 7327 nt
Organism: Lemur catta (Ring-tailed lemur)
Lineage: Eukaryota; Metazoa; Chordata; Mammalia; Primates; Lemuridae
Gene: ITSN2
Product: intersectin 2
Exons: 30
Coding region: 481-4017 (1178 amino acids)
Biological process (GO): positive regulation of Rho protein signal transduction; clathrin-dependent synaptic vesicle endocytosis; endosomal transport
Cellular component (GO): intracellular vesicle; plasma membrane; cytoplasm
Molecular function (GO): molecular adaptor activity; protein binding; guanyl-nucleotide exchange factor activity
Source: RefSeq, a predicted model, not a curated record
UCCAGGAAGGGCUGUCAGGUCUGGUGCUUCAGGGCCUCCCCGAGGGGAGAGAAGGCCUUCGGACCAAGCCCAAGGGCUUCAGUGCUCCGGCACUCCGGGGGCGAGGAACUGCGGCCAGGCAGUUUCGGGCUCCCGAGGGUGGUGAGUCGGUACCCGGCAGCGAGCGGGCAGGCCGUCAGCUGCCCGGCCCGUCGCCUACCUCCCCGCCCCCCGGCUUCCUGCGGAGGCCGCGUCCGCCAUGUUGUUGUGGGGCUGAGGCGGCGCCCGGGAGCCCGAGCGGCCGUGACAGGCUACGCAACAGGUUCGCUGGCGGCGGCCUGACUACCAAGCCGGCUGCGGCGGCGACGGCCAAGCAGGGUCUCCUGGCGCCUGCUCGCGCUCACGCUGCCGGUGCUGAGGAGCGCGGAGUCGCGCUGUGACGUGAGAGAGGCGCGGCGGGGGCGCCAGAUGGCUGAAAGCUAGCAAGGAAAAUUCAGGACCAUGAUGGCUCAGUUUCCCACAGUUAUGAAUGGAGGGCCAAACAUGUGGGCCAUUACCUCUGAAGAACGUACUAAGCAUGACAAGCAGUUUGAUAACCUCAAACCUUCAGGAGGUUACAUAACAGGUGACCAAGCACGUACUUUUUUCCUACAAUCAGGUCUGCCGGCUCCUGUUUUAGCUGAAAUAUGGGCUUUGUCAGACUUGAACAAGGAUGGCAAGAUGGAUCAGCAGGAAUUCUCCAUAGCUAUGAAACUCAUCAAACUAAAGCUUCAAGGCCAGCAGUUGCCCAUGGUUCUUCCUCCUAUUAUGAAACAACCUCCCAUGUUCUCUCCAUUAAUUUCUGCUCGUUUUGGAAUGGGAAGCAUGCCCAAUCUGUCCAUUCCUCAGUCAUUGCCUCCAGUUGCACCUAUAGCAACACCCUUGUCCUCUGCGACUUCAGGGACCAGCCUUCCUCCCUUAAUGAUGCCCGCUCCCCUAGUGCCUUCUGUUAGCACAUCAUCAUUACCAAAUGGAACUGCCAGUCUCAUUCAGCCUUUAUCCAUUCCUUAUUCUUCUUCAACAUUGCCUCAUACAUCAUCUUACAGUCUGAUGAUGGGAGGAUUUGGAGGUGCUAGUAUACAGAAGGCCCAGUCUCUGAUUGAUUUAGGAUCUAGCAGCUCAACUUCCUCGACUGCUUCACUCUCAGGGAACUCACCCAAAACUGGGACCUCAGAGUGGGCGGUUCCUCAGCCUUCAAGAUUAAAAUAUCGGCAAAAAUUUAAUAGUCUUGACAAAAGCAUGAGUGGAUACCUCUCAGGUUUUCAAGCUAGAAACGCCCUUCUUCAGUCAAAUCUUUCUCAAACUCAGCUAGCUACUAUUUGGACUCUGGCUGACAUUGAUGGUGAUGGACAGCUAAAAGCAGAAGAGUUUAUCCUUGCAAUGCACCUCACUGACAUGGCCAAAGCUGGACAGCCAUUACCGCUGACUUUACCUCCUGAACUUGUCCCUCCAUCUUUUAGAGCAGGAAAGCAAAUUGAUUCCAUUAAUGGAACUCUGCCUUCAUAUCAGAAAAUGCAAGAAGAGGAACCUCAGAAGAAAUUACCAGUUACUUUUGAGGACAAGCGGAAAGCCAACUAUGAGCGAGGGAACAUGGAACUGGAGAAGCGACGCCAGGCCUUGAUGGAGCAGCAGCAGAGGGAGGCAGAACGCAAAGCCCAGAAAGAAAAGGAAGAGUGGGAACGAAAACAGAGAGAAUUACAAGAACAAGAAUGGAAGAAACAGCUUGAAUUAGAAAAACGCUUGGAGAAACAGAGGGAAUUGGAGCGACAGCGAGAGGAAGAAAGGAGAAAAGAGAUAGAAAGACGAGAGGCAGCAAAACAGGAACUUGAACGCCAACGUCGCUUAGAAUGGGAAAGAAUUCGUCGUCAGGAACUUCUCAAUCAAAAGAAUAGAGAACAAGAAGAAAUUGUCAGGUUAAAUUCUAAAAAGAAGAGUCUUCAUCUUGAGUUGGAAGCACUGAAUGGCAAACAGCAGCAGAUCUCAGGCAGACUUCAAGAUGUCCGACUGAGAAAGCAAACUCAAAAGACUGAGCUGGAAGUUCUGGAUAAGCAAUGUGACCUGGAAAUUAUGGAAAUCAAGCAACUUCAACAGGAACUUCAGGAAUAUCAAAAUAAGCUUAUCUAUCUGGUACCUGAGAAGCAAUUAUUAAAUGAAAGAAUUAAAAACAUGCAGCUCAAUAACACACCUGAUUCAGGAAUCAGUUUACUUCAUAAAAAAUCAUUAGAAAAGGAAGAAUUAUGCCAAAGACUUAAAGAACAGUUAGAUGCUCUUGAAAAAGAAACUGCAUCGAAGCUGUCAGAAAUGGAUUCUUUUAACAAUCAACUAAAGUGUGGGAAUAUGGAUGACUCAGUUCUUCAGUGCCUUUUGUCUCUGCUAAGCUGUCUCAACAACCUCUUCCUCUUACUUAAGGAACUGAGAGAAAGCUAUAAUACACAACAGUUAGCCCUUGAACAACUUCAUAAGAUCAAACGUGACAAAUUGAAGGAAAUUGAAAGAAAAAGAUUAGAGCUAAUCCAGAAAAAGAAACUAGAAGAUGAGGCUGCAAGGAAAGCCAAGCAAGGAAAAGAAAACUUAUGGAGAGAAAGUCUUAGAAAGGAGGAAGAAGAAAAACAAAAGCGACUCCAGGAAGAAAAAACACAAGAAAAAAUUCAAGAAGAGGAACGGAAAGUUGAGGAGAAACAAUGCGAGACAGCUAGUGUUUUGGUGAAUUAUAGAGCAUUAUACCCCUUUGAAGCAAGGAACCAUGAUGAGAUGAGUUUUAAUUCUGGGGAUAUAAUUCAGGUUGAUGAAAAAACCGUAGGAGAACCUGGUUGGCUUUAUGGUAGUUUUCAAGGAAGUUUUGGCUGGUUUCCAUGCAACUAUGUAGAAAAAAUGCCAUCAGGUGAAAAAGCUGUGUCUCCUAAGAAGGCCUUACUUCCUCCUACAGUAUCUUUACCUGCUACCUCAACUUCUUUUGAACCACUUCCUUCAAAUCAACCAGCAUCAGUGACUGAUUAUCAAAAUGUAUCUUUUUCAAACUUAAGUGUUAAUACGUCAUGGCAGAAAAAAUCAGCCUUCACUCGCACUGUGUCCCCUGGCUCUGUAUCACCUAUUCAUGGACAGGGACAGGUUGUAGAAAACCUAAAAGCACAGGCCCUUUGUUCCUGGACUGCAAAGAAAGAUAAUCACCUGAACUUCUCAAAACAUGAUAUUAUUACUGUCUUGGAGCAGCAAGAAAAUUGGUGGUUUGGGGAGGUGCACGGAGGAAGAGGAUGGUUUCCAAAAUCUUAUGUUAAGAUCAUUCCUGGGAGUGAAGUAAAGCGGGAAGAGCCAGAAGCUUUGUAUGCAGCUGUAAAUAAGAAACCUACCUCUGCAGCCUAUCCAGUUGGGGAAGAAUAUAUUGCACUUUAUCCAUAUUCAAGUGUGGAACCUGGAGAUUUGACUUUCACCGAAGGUGAAGAAAUAUUGGUGACCCAGAAAGAUGGAGAGUGGUGGACAGGAAGUAUUGGAGAUAGAACUGGAAUUUUUCCGUCCAACUAUGUCAAACCAAAAGAUCAAGAGAGUUUUGGGAGUGCCAGCAAAUCUGGAGCAUCAAACAAAAAACCUGAGAUUGCUCAAGUAACUUCAGCAUAUGUUGCUUCUGGUUCUGAACAACUUAGCCUUGCACCAGGGCAGUUAAUAUUAAUACUAAAGAAAAAUACAAGUGGGUGGUGGCAAGGGGAGCUACAGGCCAGAGGAAAAAAGCGACAGAAGGGAUGGUUUCCUGCCAGCCAUGUUAAACUUUUGGGUCCAAGUAGUGAAAGAACCACACCUGCCUUUCAUCCUGUCUGUCAGGUGAUCGCCAUGUAUGACUAUGUAGCAAAUAAUGAGGAUGAGCUCAAUUUCUCCAAGGGACAACUUAUUAAUGUUAUGAACAAAGAUGAUCCUGACUGGUGGCAAGGAGAAAUCAAUGGGGUGACUGGGCUCUUUCCUUCAAACUAUGUUAAGAUGACAACAGACUCAGAUCCAAGUCAACAGUGACCCAAUGUUGUCUUCCAGUUGUGAAAGCACCCCAGAGACCCACUAUCCAAGUUUGACUCUAGCGUGGAGGCAGGGCAGGCAGCCCUGAUCAAAUAUCUCCUACACAAUUUGUUUACUUCGUUUGAAUGUUAGAGCCACUUGUGAUUAUUUCUUUGUGUUUCUAAUUUAUAGUUAAAAUUUAUUUGUAACAAAUUAAAGGAUAGUGGGUCUUUGUGUGGCUUUCCCUGCUGUUCACUCUGGCAUCCUUUAGCAUUUUUCUUCUUUUUUAAUUUGGUAAUUGUAGGUCAUUUAGCAUGCAUAUUGAGUUUGCCCUUACAUGGUGGGAGUUCAAACACACAAAGACCCACUAUUUGCACAAACUAUUCUUGCUGGUUUGGAAUGGGCUGCCAUGCUUUUCUAAUGUUAUUGCAACAUGUAUAUUCAUUACAGAAUUCAGAUAAAAUUUGCUUAUGUUCUGCUAUUAUAUUUGAUCUAAUCCUAAUCACAGUGACUUCUUAAUUGGCUCAAUAUGUGGUUUGCCCUCAAAUAUGUACUGUUUAUUACUUUCCAAUAUGCCACUAUGAGUACCAAUAUUUAGAUUUGUUUAAAAGCCAAGAACUGGAAAUAGUUUCUUCUCUAUUUUUUGUGUAUUCAAGAUGGAAGCAAUAACAUUUUGGGGGAGUUUUUUUUGUCUCACAGAAGAGGAAAGUGGCCUGUUCUGGCAGAUAUGUGCAGACUGGAAUAUGUUUAAUCUGUUUCAGUGGCCCAAGAAUGAGCACUAUACUAUGGUAGUUUCCUUAGGAUCUUCACGUGCUCUGGGCUAAUGAAGAUAUUGCAUCAUGUGCUGCAGCAGUUAGUUGUUACUUCCUUGUUGAUGACCUAAAAAGGGAUUAUUUUGAGGAAUGAAAGGCUCCUGUUGUUGACUGUGAGAUAAGACACCUUCCCUAGCCUAGACAGAGCAUUUAUAUCUAUAAUACAUUUUAAAGUCAGAGUUCAUGUUACCUUUCAGUCAGGUAACUAACUAUAUAUCUCAGUAUACAAAGGACACUGGUUGGCAUUCUUUUUAAUGUAUUUAAUAAAGAUCAUAAAGAAUGCUUGAAGACUUUAAAUGCCCCUGAAACAGGCAUACAGGCUCUAGUCAAGAAUGAAUGAGUGAAGGAAAGAUGUGUGGGAACAUUCCCUAUGCUCAUGAAGCUUCUUUGAGGCUAGAAGACUGAUUUUACCCUCCAGACUUCUCUGGCUGAUACCUAUUCUUCAACCACAUUGGCUGCUUUGACAUAGGAAUUUACUUCUUUUCUUUGAAUGGAAAACGCUUUAAAAAUAACAGACAUUAUUAUAAACUAAUAUACGUGAGAGUACUUAGCUGAAACAAAAAGGAGUUUUAGUAGACAGUAUUAAACUGUAUUUGAAAAUCAAUGAGAAGUUUAUGCAAUUUAAAAUGUUUACAAACUGCAGUGCAAUCUACUGUUUGUGAAUGUCAAAGUAUUAUCAGGAAAAGUGUACAUACAAUCAGAGUCAUAUUUCCUCAUAGAGUUCUGUAAGAGGAGUGAAAUAUGUUUUUAUACUUCUCAGUUUCAGGUAGAGGCAUAUUUUGUGCAAUAUUUUUGUUAAUGUGCCUAUACAUUAUGAAUUAAUUAUUUCAGUCGUACAUUGCCUAAAUCAUAACUUUACGACACUUGAGAAAGAAUCAACAGUUAACACUUCACCAACUUUAAUUGUCUAUGUUCCAAAAUACUUCGUAUUAUUGGGAUGUAGGGAGGUAUGUAUAUGUGCUCCCUGGGGUGGAGAUUUCUAGUUAGACCACCUCCAUUUUUAGCUUUUGGCAUCAUCAUGAUACUUUUAUAAAUGUGACAUUAAUAGGAAAGCAAUAAUUUUACAAUCAUUUUACAGGUGGAAUAACAGAUUUGCCUGCAUUUUCUAAAAGAGACAGUGCACAGAUUGGGUCCUUAUGCAUUCAGCUGACUCUUCCAAAUUGUAUAAAUUACCUCUUCUUGCCUUUUAUUUUCUGAACUUUCUGCUUUUGUGCCCUUUAGUUGAGUUCAGAUUAAGGACAGUUAUUUUAAAUCCAUUUUAAACCCUGAGUUAGAAAGCAGACCACCCAUUAAUUAGCCACAUUAUUUGGUUUAACAUUUUUUCUUUAUAAUAUUGAAUUUGGACUUAUAUACUGAUAAAUUAUUUCAAAAGUAUUUUUAUAGCUCAAAUUGCUUCAGUUUUUCACUGAUAAAUAUAAAUUUUUAGGAAUGACAUUCACAUAGAGCUUAGCAUCUAUAAUCAAUCUGAAAAUAAUGUAUUCAUCAGGUACUUAUGGAUUAAGUCACAUACUGGCAUAUUUAAGCUGAAUUUCAGUCUGGAAAAUAAAUUUACUGUAUCAACUGAAAUACCAGUCUUUGUAUAGGUAUUUUGUCAUAUAUUUGAGAGAAAGCUAAAAAAAGAAACAAAAUUGUAUGACAUAUAAGAAUAAUAAUAAUAAGUCUUUCUUAAAAGUGCAUGCAAUUCUUUGCAAUACCUCAUUCAGCCACAUAUUUGUUUUCUUCCUCAUUCAGUGUAAGGCAGCUUUCAAUUUGUUUAGAAGGCAACAUUAGAAGGAAAGAGUUUAUCAGAAACACAGGAUUUUAAAAUGGGGUACAACGGAAUAAAUUUGAAUUCCUGUAGGAAGUGAAGAAUCAAAAUACCUGUUUAUUUAAAGAUUACAAUAUGUGAUAAUCAUUUUUGAAGUAUUUAAUUAAACCUGAUGGGUUUUCCAGCAAUGAAAAAAAUCAGUUCUAAAACCAAAGCUGAUCUUUACAAAAUUUGAAAAUUUAAAUCAACCCUAUCCAUUAUAUAGUUUCUCUAAAACUUUAUCUCAGAGUCAUUUUAAAAUAAUACAACUAUUAAAAAGUGUAACUGCUAUUUUAUUGUUUUAAAGUGGUUUAAAACAUUUUAAAAUAUGAAUACUGUAGUUUAAAAGAAAGAAACUUGGGGAAGGAAAAGUCGAGAAAGAAAUAAAUGCCAAUUCCAGUCCAAAGCUUUAUUUGCCAAGUUUCUUAGAAUGAAUUUUACCAAGUUAUGAAUUCUUGUAAAUAGAAUCUAUAACGGAAAUACUGAGAGACUUUUGCCUAAAGUGGCAUUAUUGGAUGCUGCUGUGAUGCUACUGUAAUGUAAUAAAUUAUUAAAUUGUUGCAAAGUGCUGUUUUUGCCUUAAAAUUUUAUUUUGUGUGUCUUGAAAACUAUAGUAUUAAAGGUAUUGAGAUUGUGCAAAUGCUGGGCACGCUUGGCAUGAGAUAAUCUGUUUUAAUUUUUACAAAAUUGUACUAUAACUAUGCAAGUGUGUUUAUUAAAAGGACACAAACUA